AUGCGAGAAGAGGAUGCCUCAAAAUUGACAAUAUCGAACAAGAGACUCGAAACUGCUACAAGGCUUGCAGCUAUGAGACUUGCAGAUGUAAGUCAGUUUGUGAGGUGCAUAUAUCACGCACUGCAGGCACUAGUAGGUGCAAUCUGUACCCUACCACAACAUGCAUUUGGACAAACAGGCAAUCGAUACAAGGCGGUACCAAGGCAAAGAACAUCUUCAUUUGGCGGUCUGCCAUCAGUGAAUGACUUCAAAUCAUCCCUUGCAUCUGGUCACGUUGACACAAUGCCCCUGCAUCGCACGAUUUCCAAGUCUAAGCUGAAUCCGUUAAACAAGGCUCAGCCUAGCCAUCGUCGGUAUCGCAGUACGUACUUACCUGACCAUGUACUUGUAUUUCUGAUUACUAUCAUCAUAUCAUGGGUCUCAAACCGUCCCGUCCUAAUCGCACUGCAUGAUCCCCUCAAUUGA
Messenger RNA from Fusarium verticillioides 7600, 465 nucleotides. RefSeq lists its product as hypothetical. The record is from RefSeq and is a predicted model, not a curated record. The coding region runs from base 1 to 465 and encodes 154 amino acids. The transcript has a single exon. NCBI's taxonomy places the organism in Eukaryota, Fungi, Ascomycota, Sordariomycetes, Hypocreales, Nectriaceae.